AUGAAGACAAUUUUCAUACUCUGCGCCUUACUUCCACUUAUGCGAGGGGUUGAGCUGGAAGACGCCUUGGAAGGGUUAAAGAUCGCUAAGCGUGAGCUUCCACGUCUGGAAGGCGCCUUGGAAGGGCUAAAGAUUGCUAAGCGUGAACUUCCACGUGUAAUGAAUAACGUGCUUUGGCGUUCACCUGUCUCAGAAUUAGAAAAGGGAGAG
Messenger RNA from Iphiclides podalirius (scarce swallowtail), 210 nucleotides. Lineage: Eukaryota; Metazoa; Arthropoda; Insecta; Lepidoptera; Papilionidae. The record is from the annotation of a GenBank genome assembly.